AUGCUACUGUGGAGCCUCCUGUUUCUCUGUAAAGUACUGUUGGUUUGUUUUGUGUUGCUAGUACUCACUCUUUUCCCACACAAUAGGAUGUGGAAUUUUUCGAAAGCUGGUUUCACAUCAGAUUCUACCCUCUACCUGGCCUUUUCUAAUCUACUAUUGCUUUUUGUUAACCUGCAGGUCUAUUGGCUCUUCCAGAAACUGAAGCUCAGCUCAAAACCUCACCAUUCUCCUCUUAUUCUUGAAAGUGGCGAGAAAUGGAUCGUGAUGACGUGGCUGGCUUUGUUAGUGGAGGUUGCAAACAUUCCUGCUGAGACUUCUAACCCAGUACAGGCCUCCCUAAACCUUGGAUCUGGUGGUAAUAUUAACUCCUUGAACGAUCCUUGUCACUGGAGCACAGUUCAGCAAGCAGUUGAGUACAGAGGUACUGCCAUUGGCACACUACUGUAUUCCAACUUCUCUACAGACAAUCUGAGAGCACUGAAAAGGAAGUGGGUUGAUAUGGCUGGAGUGGAAGGUCCUGAAAAUCCACUGCUCACCCUUGGCCUGGGCUGUUCACCAAGUUCCUCUGAAAAUAGCAAGGUUAGCUCCCCCACAACUUGCAUGAUGUCCCCAUCUUCACUGAAAGAGACUGAUGAGGAGUCAUCAAUGGAUCUUGGUCUCAAUUUUGAUCUUUGUCUUGGUCAUGAUACUGCACAUCAUCACAAAAAGCCAUGUGCUGAGCAUGUGCCGUCAGCAGGUGCUCCCAAACUGGAUCUUCAGUUGAGUUUGUCCACUUGUUCGCCUGAAUCAGCUGUCACCAAUGCAAGUACUGCAUCAAUAAAUGUUAAUGAUGGCUUAGAGACAGUGGCACCUAAUUUGGUGACAGAUGCUAUUGGGGAAAAACUCGAGCCCUCCUCUAGUUGGGUUUUCAGGCAUUAUAUAGCUUCAUCAUCAUAUGCUUCUGAAGCAACCUACAACUUUUCAUUGCCAAAGAUAUCUGAAAAGGUUGAUGAUGCUGUGCCUUCUCCAGAUGUCUCAUCAGCCAUUACAGUGAGUGUGAAAAGCCCAGCUGCCUGUACUUCUGGGGGAACUAACUCCCAAAAACGGAGCAUUAACACUAAAUGCUGUCAGUUCCCAGGAUGUGAGAAAGGAGCAAGAGGAGCCUCUGGUUAUUGUAUUUCCCAUGGCGGUGGUAGGCGAUGCCAGAAACCUGGGUGCCAGAAGGAGCUGAGGGAAGGACCAUCUACUGCAAAGCACAUGGUGGUGAGUGCUGAAGGCCGCACUGACCACUGCAUAGCCCAUGGUGGCGGUCGCACAGUAGUCAGGAAGGCUGUUCACGCGCUGCGUGGAAAGUCUGGCUUGUGCAUCAAGCAUGGAGGCGGCAAGAGGUGCCAGAGGAGAACUGCAAGAGAAGUGCGGAAGCAUACUCUGGCCUCUGCAUCUCUCAUGGUGGUGGAAGGCGCUGUCAGUUUCCAGAUUGUACAAAGGGUGCCCAGGGAAGCACAAAGUUCUGCAAGGCGCACGGUGGAGGGAAGCGCUGCACAUUCCCCGGCUGUACCAAAGGAGCUGAAGGUAGCACUUCUCUCUGCAAGGGGCACGGUGGAGGUGCUUAGUCUCAGGCUGUACCAAGAGUGCCAGAGGAGGACGGAAUACUGUGUCCGCCACGGCGGUGGUAAGAGAUGCAAGUUUGAGGGCUGUGCCAAGAGCGCGCAGGGGAGCACCGAUUUCUGCAAGGCCCAUGGCGGAGGCAGACGCUGCUCAUGGGGCCAGGAGGGCUCAAGCUUUGGGGUUGGUGGUCCGCCGUGUGACAAGUUUGUUCGUAGCAAGAUUGGUCUUUGUGCAGGUCACAGCGCUUUGGUUGAGGAUCACUGCGUCCAUGGCGGCGGCUCAUUAGGUCCUGCGAUCAGACAGUUGACAGCUGAUUGCAAGUCCGAUGAGAUGCAGGCUGCUGCAAUGAAGGGCGAUGCUGAUAUGACGAACGGAGAAGACGAAGCUCUCCUGGGAUGGAACGAUGAUGAUUCUGUCGAGGCGCAGCCCAGUGCAACCCCGUUUCCAGAGGGCAGGGUUCAUGGCAGUGGGCUGCUAGCUCUACUCUCCGGAAGAGGCCAUGUCAGCGCCGCCAGCUGCUCUGUCAAUGGCGCGGCCUCGACUUCGUCUGCCAUGCGCACCUGGAUGUGA
Messenger RNA from Miscanthus lutarioriparius, 2157 nucleotides. NCBI's taxonomy places the organism in Eukaryota, Viridiplantae, Streptophyta, Magnoliopsida, Poales, Poaceae. The record is from the annotation of a GenBank genome assembly.